This is a messenger RNA of Humulus lupulus (European hop), 866 nucleotides long. Its product is annotated as non-specific lipid transfer protein GPI-anchored 5-like. The record is from RefSeq and is a predicted model, not a curated record. Lineage: Eukaryota; Viridiplantae; Streptophyta; Magnoliopsida; Rosales; Cannabaceae. The transcript has 3 exons. Gene Ontology annotation, biological process: lipid transport. The coding region runs from base 106 to 690 and encodes 194 amino acids. Gene Ontology annotation, molecular function: lipid binding.
UCCCACUCUCUCACUCAAAACCCAUAUCUAACACAAUUCAAACUCAAACACACCAAACCGCAACAACAAGCUUGCCCUGUUUUCAACUUGAAAAAGAAAAAGAAAAUGGCUUUCAGAAAGGUUGAGUUGGGUGUAGCCUUGGUCCUCUUCAUGGUGGUUCUCUUGGGUAGAGCCACGGCUCAGUCCAGUUGCUCAAAUUCGCUCAUGAACUUGACCCCAUGCCUUAGCUACAUAACUGGAAACUCCUCAUCCAACCCAUCUUCCUCUUGCUGCUCAAACCUCGCUAGCGUCGUUCAAUCGUCACCACAGUGCCUCUGCUCAGUGCUCAACGGUGGUGCGACGUCGUUUGGUAUCACAGUCAACCGAACGCUCGCUCUUUCGCUCCCAGGAUCAUGUAAAGUCAACACUCCACCUCUUAACCAGUGUAACGCUGCUAAUUCACCAACCGGCUCAGCAAUCCCACCAGUAACUUCUCCAUCUGCAGACUCUCCCAGCACCACACCUGAUGCUUCUAUUACUCCUUCUGCCUCAAAUAUUCCUUCAGGAGUAGGAGGAGGGUCAAAGUCAGUUCCAUCAACGGACGGUAACUCAUCUUGGGGCACCAGUAUCAAAGCUCCAAUGAAUGUUGUGCUCUUCCUCGUAUUCAUUCUGUCAUGUUCUUCAAAUAUGGGCAGUUUUUUAGGCUUGUGAAAAGUGUUUGUUAGGCUUUCCAGUUGUUUUUAGUCUCCAUUAUUUUUCCCUCCUUUCUCAAUGUUGUUCGAAAUUUAUCAUUGUUUUUUUUCUUUGUUGAAGUGUGCUUGUAUUUUAUUAUUGAUUGGUUUGUAUUAUUAGAGAAAUAAAUAAAAUAAGAAAUUGAGUUUGAUAGA